Messenger RNA from Rhipicephalus sanguineus (brown dog tick), 2000 nucleotides. RefSeq names its product U-scoloptoxin(01)-Cw1a. Gene Ontology annotation, cellular component: extracellular region. The coding region runs from base 87 to 536 and encodes 149 amino acids. The record is from RefSeq and is a predicted model, not a curated record. The transcript is spliced from 3 exons. NCBI's taxonomy places the organism in Eukaryota, Metazoa, Arthropoda, Arachnida, Ixodida, Ixodidae. Gene Ontology annotation, molecular function: chitin binding.
CAUGUCACCGAAAAAUAGCUCAUUUCUGAUCCUUCUCACGUAGGCACUGCCUACGUUUUUGCCAUUGGAGCUCGACAUCGCUCAAGAUGAAGUACCUCAUCGUAGCAGCUAUUGCCCUAUUCGCUGUCGCCGUUGCUCUUCCUAGGAGCAAGCGAGCUGCCUACGAGCUCCCGGACGGCGUGGAAUUCAUUGUUGGGUCAGUGAAGACCUCGUUCACCUGCCCCGCCAAAAAUGGCUACUUCGCUGAUGUAGACAACAACUGCCAGAUCUUCCACGUGUGCAACGUCGUGCCCAAGGAUGACGGCAGCACCGAGGUGCAGCAGUACAGCUUCUUCUGCGGCAACCAGACGGUGUUCAACCAAUUCUCGCUCACUUGCGCCUUCCCUGAAGACGCCGUUCCAUGCCGAAGCUCUCCCGACUUCUUCUACCUCAACGACAAGAUCGGUCAGGAGAAGGUGUUCUUCCACGACGACUCCGACGUGGCUCGAGCCAUACCGCUCAUCCCGCGGUAUCAGCAGGCUGCUUUCAAGGCAUAAGGAAUAGUCCUCGUGCGCCUACAGGAACUUCUACGAACGAACCCACACAAUACGCACCCUUAUUAGGGGGUCGCAACAUAAACGUUCUGGUCUAAUGUGGCUCGCAGAGCUCACUGUCGUGAAAUGCCAAACCAUUAACUCACGCGUCCGAUGUUUUCUUAGCGCCGAAGAAUAUGUCAUAAGGUACUGCGGCUUCGCUCGGCACUUAAGGCCGCAAUCGCAAAGAAUGCUGAGCUUCGUUUGGAAAAAAAGACUGUCAUACUUUUCAGGUUAUUGCUUCAAGUUACGGCGACAUAGCGGGAAACGCGGAAGUUGAGAUGGGGUGUGGCGGAACACAAAGAGAAUAUUCGCACGGGAGGGUCAAAAGCAUUCGAAUUUUCAGCAUUCUGCGGUUUAAGAAGGCACGGUGAAAUGGGCGCUUUCUUUGCGCACAUCGUUCCAUUAGCACUUCCACCACUGAUCAUCGCGUAUUAAUGCUUGCCAAUUGUGUACAAGACACUUUAGGCCCGGACGUUAAUGUUGAGAUGCCCGACGCAUGUAAAGCCUUAUGUAAACACUCUCCAGGAUAGGAGAGCAAGUAUUUAGUAGCUUUAAGCCGUGUUCCUUUUGGUGGCGGUCGAUAAAACUCCUUAUGUUACAAGUCAAACCUUUCAUAACCUCUGGUGUGACCAACAACUAUAAUCAUCACGUAACUUAUACGGUCCUAAAGGACGCUAUACUUUUCUUCAUUAUUUCAUUUGUUGUUUCCAUUACGCAUUUGCAAGCUUCCGUAGCGGUAAGAAUGAGCCCCACUUUACAAAGGCUGAAUUUGCGUUUUUACUUGUAGGUGUGUGCUUCUUUUACACUGCCGUGCGAGAUCUGCCGCUUGAUGUCGAAACCAUCAUAGGCUUUGCCGUGAGUUUCACACUAUUGCAGCUUGUCCGCCACAGACCCUUUUCUCGCUAGUUAUCUUGAACUAUUCAGCGUGUAAUCGCUCUACGGGUUUCUUCAAUCCGUUGAAAUGUUUAUUCGCAUGCUUUUAUGUGUCCGCUGGUCUAAGUUCGCUAUACGUUUACGCGAAUACAGUCGAGUUUACUUAGCACGAAUGAAGCCCUUUCGCAGUAUUUAAAAUAAGUCUUAACCAAGCUUCUUCGGAAGCUACGAGUUCUCGGGCAUUCUUUUUUUCCUUGUCUCGAACGAAUGUGCACGGCAGCGCGUCAUUUACGCAUCUAUGGAGGCAUAGUUUCUGGGGUGCUUGUGGUGAAAGACUGUGCAUGCAAUGGUCUCAUUCCCGUGCUUUCUGGUCCACUCUGUACAAGUGUACAUAAAUUCAGCGAGGAGCAUCGCCGCUACAAAGCAUCGUCUAGUUUGUGUACAUAUUCAAGACGUUGCUCUGCAUCCUGAGCUUUUGUAGCGCUUUGAAGAUCACCUCUCACGAAUUCUUCCCAAUGUAGCCUAUAUCUCGCCAAUAAACAGCAAGCAGUU